Molecule: messenger RNA, 333 nt
Organism: Merops nubicus (carmine bee-eater)
Lineage: Eukaryota; Metazoa; Chordata; Aves; Coraciiformes; Meropidae
Product: histone H2A type 2-C
Exons: 1
Coding region: 34-270 (78 amino acids)
Cellular component (GO): nucleosome
Molecular function (GO): structural constituent of chromatin; DNA binding; protein heterodimerization activity
Source: RefSeq, a predicted model, not a curated record
GGGGAACGGGUGGGCGCUGGGGCGCCGGUCUACAUGGCGGCCGUGCUGGAGUCCCUGACGGCCGAGAUCCUGGAGCUGGCGGGCAACGCGGCCCGUGACAACAAGAAGACGCGCAUCAUCCCCCGCCACCUGCAGCUGGCCAUCCGCAACGACGAGGAGCUCAACAAGCUGCUGGGCAAGGUGACCAUCGCGCAGGGCGGGGUGCUGCCCAACAUCCAGGCCGUGCUGCUGCCCAAGAAAACUGAGAGCCAUAAGGCUAAGAGCAAAUAAGCUCAGCGAGUGAAGCUGCUCAGACUUCACAAGCUAAUGUAACCCAAAGGCUCUUUUCAGAGC